UGUAUUCUAGUGAAAAUAAGUACCAGCUCUGUGGUUAAGAGUAAUAGCCUAAGACUUGUUUCCAGAAUGUAAGUUCCUGAAGAUCUGCAGCAACAGCAAGCUAGAUCCUUAUAGCUAAGGGAAUAAGAUGUGUCACAGUGCUGACUUGGUUUCUUCUGUUUUAGUUAGCUGACAUGGUCUUUUCUUCUCUUGAGAAUUCUCAAAGAAAUCACAAGUUACAAAAUUCUAGGCUAUUAGAAAAAUUCUAGACUCUUCCAAACUUUGUUCUUUGUGAAUGGUCCUCUGGAUUUCUUUAAUACUGCUAUAAAAUGAAAGAUUUCUGUUGUGACUGAUAGCAGGUUGAGUUUGUGCUAGUCCUGUACUGUUUUGUUCAAUGGUAUAAGUGUUCAUUUUUAUAAGAAAAUUUCACAUAAACUGUGUCAUGAGUGUAUAUCAGUAUCUACAUAAGUAUGCAUAUUUAAAAUGAGGCAUUGUCUAUUUUGUAUGUUUUAAUUUUUACAUAUUUAUACCAAAUAUUGCACUGACUAGUGUUUGUGUUUGCAGGGCCUUCUGAUAUCUACCGUUUUGACUGACUACAUCAAUAAGAUGCUGAUGCUCUUGGCUAUUCCUUCAUUCUUCCUGAAACUUUGAUAAAACAGCUAUGCCUGUUCAGUUGCUGAAGAUCAUCAAAGGAAGAUCUAAACCUCCGCUACCAAGCCAUUUGCAGAAGGAGGAUUUGAAACAUUUGCAAGAAGGCUUUGAUCAUACCAACAAAUAUUUUCAGGGAAUAGUUAUUCUUUCCUACCCGGUAACAAAACUCAGAGAUGGGACAGACUUUUUCAAGGUCGUUCUUCAAGAUACGGAUAACUCAUGUUCACGGAUCAACAGCAUCAAUAUUUUAAUAUAUGGAAAAAUGGCAGAGGAUUGUGCACAAGUUGUACUCCCUGGGGACACCGUUGUAGUUGCAGGAUUUAAGUUGGCAAAAUCGCCUACAGCACGAGAGGAUGGUAGACAUGGUUGCCACCUGGAGGUGUCUGAAGAAUCUGGAUCAGCCAUUUAUAUUUACAAUAGACAAACAACAACUGCUGCUUCAAAAACUGCACUGGUGUCUGUUGCACCCAAAUAUGUGUACACUCCUCUGAAUCAUCUUAAACAUGGAACCGUAGUGAAUUUGUAUGGCAUUGUGAAAUUCUUCAAGCCUCCAUAUAUAAGCAAAGGAACUGAUUUCUGCUCAGUUGUAACACUCGUGGACCCAUCAAAUGCGAAGUUAACAUGCUCUCUUUUCAGUGGAAAUCUGGAUUCCCUACCAAAAAUCUACAAAGUUGGAGAUAUUGUCCGAUUUCAUAGAAUAAAGAUCAGGGAAUACAAUGGACAGAUGCAGGGAAUUACCAGUGGAGGAUUUGCAUCCUUGACAUUUGAUGGAAGUGUAGGAGCGCCAAUAGUUCCUCGAACCUCUAGCAAAGGGUACAGUUUCGUGGAUGAAGAACACAAAACAGUAGAAGAUUUACGUAUUUGGGCAGCCAGUAAUCUUUCUAUCUCUGAACCUGCAGUAAAAUUGUCUGGUGUUCAGCCAAUGCUGUUCUUUGAUCUCACUUGCCAGCUGGUAGGAAAAGCAAAAGUGGAUGGAUCUUCUUUUCUUCUAAAGGUAUGGGAUGGCACAAAAUGUCCCUACCCAACAUGGAAGGUUCCUGUGGAAGCAAGGGACCUGGAAGGAGAAAAAGUUCUUCUUCGUCGGCUGCAAAAUCUAACAGUAGACAUUCUAGUUUAUGACAACCAUGUACAUCUGGCAAGAUCACUUAAGAUUGGAAGUUUUCUGAGAAUUUACAGUAUUCGUACAAAACAAGCAAGUCCUGAUAAUGAAGAUGCCUCACAUCUAGAAUUUCAUCUUCAUGGAGGUACUGGUUAUGGUCGAGGAAUAGGAGUCUUACCAGAAAGUAACCCGGAUGUUAAGGAUCUAAAAGCAUUCUUAGAAUCGGUGGAUCUGCCCGACAGUCAGGAUAUGGAAAGCAUGUCUUCAGUUGAAGUACGUGACUAUUUUUACAGUGAUGCAGAUUUUGAAUCAGACUUGAAGAGGUAUCAGCAGUUACCUGUUACAGUAUUAACGAGUCAUCUGGAUCUGAAUAACACAGAACUGAAAACCAUUCUGAGCAGCGCGGCUCCUCAGCAGUACCGCAUUAGAGCAAAGCUGGGAACUUAUAAACCCCAGAAGCUCUAUCAGGCUGUUAAACUUCGUUGUUCCAAAUGCAACUCUUUGCAAGAUGUUCCACAUGGAGAUGAGUUGGCCUUGAUUUUACAAGGAUCUGCCAUUCCUGCUCCAAACCCAGAAUUACACAACACAUCCUGGUAUGAUUCUGCAAUGUGGACUACACAAGACCAGAAACAAAGGAAAAUAGCUAUCCAUUUUGUAAGGCAUGAAGAAAUUCUUCAAGAUCCUAAAAAUUCAUUGCUUAUGAUAGAAGGUGGAACAUUAAAAGAAAUCUGGAAGCUUACAAAGAAAUUUAAAUGUGUUAUUCCUGUGAGAUCCACAGAACAUGAUCUUGACUUAUUAGAUCUUUCAGUUCCUUUUCUUUUCCAAGGGAACAUAAAAUAUUAUGGGUGCAAGCAGUGUUCAACUCCAAAGCCUAUCAAGAGUCUAAGUUCCAUGGUAGCAGAAAAACAACAACCAUCAUGGGAACCAACUGAAAUAGCACAAGUUUUAGGCAUUGAGCCACUCCAGUAUGUUUUUAUUAUGAAGUUUACACUGGUUGAUGGAACAGGAGCACUAGAUGCAUACCUUCUUGACUAUGAAAAGUUCUUCAAAAUUCCUGCCUCUGAAAUCUUAACUACUGAUUUUCUUCAGCAGAAGAUGCAGAUGAUCAUGAAUGCGCUCUGUCCUCCAGGAGGAAAAUUAGAUGACUUGCCAUGGCUGGAAUGCUUCAUCAAGUCCUAUAAUGUCAGAGAUGCAAUGAAUCAUCAAGUUUAUUACCAAAUUUUUGACACUACAAUUGUUGAAGAUGUUAUAUAGUGAUGUGUUGCUAAUUGGAUUCUUACUGGAUUACUUCCUGUUUUGGGAUCGGAGACUGUAUGAAAAAUAUUUGUUCCUUUCUUGGAAUUCAACCUGUAUAUAUGAAGUUUCAGUUUGUAUAUUAAUGUGAAUGGAAAUUAUGCUUUGAUGUAUUUACUACUUUCCUGGAAUACAGCCUUAUGAUCUGAGUGCAAGGGCAGGUGCUAAGCUUUUCAGUGGAAGCUGCUUGGCUCAGGCCAAGGUAGGCAGUCUAGUAUUCACCUGUCCUUCAAGAAGGCAGCGAUAAGGUUACUCUAAACUGUGUUUUACUCAGAAAGUACAGUCAGAAUGUUGCUGCUUUGUUCAUUUCUGUUUUAAAAUAAACAAGGUCAGCAGAGAUAAGGAAAAGGAGCUCUUCAGUAAACUUCUCAAGACAGCUUUGUGCAAGCAUGUGUUACUGUUCUCAGCCAGUUUGAUGGGGAGGUUGGCCAUUUUUAGACUAAUUUGAUUUUGCACCGAUACAUACGUUUAGACAGAACUCUUCCUGAUAAUCAUGAAGGUAAUUGCUGUGUGCACCAGUUACUGUAAAUUUUGAUGGAGAUAUGAAUGUGACCGUGUAAUGACUAUCACUAAAAUUAAAGUCAAGCUAUGAAAGUAAGGUAAAAUCGUAAAAUGAAUAUUGACAUUCACUAGAACAUAAUGAUUUUUUUAAGGUGGCCCUACUGGGUGCCAGAGUUGUUAGCAUGCUUAUUAGCUGGGUGUGUGUUUUCAAAGGCUCUCACAUGUCUGUCUGAAUUUAUUGUCAGAUUACAC
Molecule: messenger RNA, 3775 nt
Organism: Pezoporus flaviventris
Lineage: Eukaryota; Metazoa; Chordata; Aves; Psittaciformes; Psittacidae
Gene: POT1
Product: protection of telomeres 1
Exons: 20
Coding region: 641-2983 (780 amino acids)
Biological process (GO): telomere capping; regulation of telomere maintenance via telomerase
Cellular component (GO): chromosome, telomeric region; nuclear telomere cap complex
Molecular function (GO): G-rich strand telomeric DNA binding; telomerase inhibitor activity
Source: RefSeq, a predicted model, not a curated record